AUGGAAAUUCUCCCCCGCCGCCUCCUCUUCAUAGCCUCAAUAGGUAAUCCCGCCCCCUACCAAAAGACCCGCCACAGCGCCGGCCACCUCCUCCUCGACGCUUUAAAACCCCUCCUCGAAACCACAAUGCCAAACACAGGCCUCUACCACGAAACCUGGAAAAGUCCAGCCUACAUGAACGAAUCAGGCCCGAGACUCGUCCGCAGACUAGAACAAUGGGCAACGGAACGAGCGAACCGUCUUGAAAGAAUCGCCGUCGCAACUCGCGCCUCGUCUUCAACUUCAUCUAUCCCCGCACAAACUACAUACCCCACAACACUAGUCAUCCUCCACGAUGAGCUAUCUAUCGCUCAAGGCAAAGUGCGCGUCGUACGCGGCGGGCCUGAGUCGUUUAGUUUGCGCGGUCAUCGUGGUCUCAUUAGUAUCUGUGAGACGUUGCGGAAGAAGGGAUUGUAUCCGCGCUCGUCGGGGAAUAAGAGUGGUCCCGGGCCGUUGGCGGAUUUGUCGAUCUUGCGGAUUGGUCUUGGGAUUGGACGUCCCACGUCACAUGAGACGAAGGCUGUUUCGGAUUAUGUGCUGAAGACUGUUACUGAUAAGGAGCUCAAGGCUUAUCAUGAUGCGGCGAUGCCUGUGGUGGGUACCAUUCGGGAUGAGCUUCUUAGACCUGCUGGGAAGGUUUGA
Messenger RNA from Penicillium coprophilum, 681 nucleotides. RefSeq names its product Peptidyl-tRNA hydrolase. Gene Ontology annotation, molecular function: peptidyl-tRNA hydrolase activity. Lineage: Eukaryota; Fungi; Ascomycota; Eurotiomycetes; Eurotiales; Aspergillaceae. The record is from RefSeq and is a predicted model, not a curated record. Bases 1 to 681 code for a protein of 226 amino acids. The transcript has a single exon.